UAUCUUGUCUGCAUUGCCAUCUAUCGACUGUUCUUGCAUCCGCUGCGCAAGUUUCCUGGCCCGAAACUUGCAGCUCUCACUCGAUGGUACGAGGCAUACUAUGAGAUUGCAAAGACGGGACAGUUCUCCUUCCACAUCGAGGAAUUACAUCGCCAGUAUGGACCCAUUGUUCGCAUCACGCCGGAUGAAAUCCACAUCAACGAUGCCGAAUGGAAUGACGCCCUCUACGCGAAAAGUCCCAAGCAGAACAAAUACGAAUGGAUGGCGGGCAGAUUCGGCAACAACAGUUCCGUGUUCACGACAGCAGAAGCGUCUCUGCAUCGCGUUCGAAGGGCCCCGUUGAAUCCCAUGUUUUCUCGCCGAUCCAUCAUGGCCUAUUCGCCGUUCGUCCAGAAAAAGAUCGAGCUCCUGUGUGAUCGACUCAAGGGAUACAAGGAAGCUGGGAAGCCAGUGAACAUGCGUCUCGCAUACUCUGCGCUCACGGGAGAUAUUAUCACCCAGUACUGCUUCGGAUUCUGCUACGACCAUCUGAAAUCUACGGGCUUUGAGGAAGCUUUUCAUGAAGCAUUCGGAGCCGUCGCCGCAUUCGGACACGUUGCGUUGCAAUUCCAAUGGAUGCAUUCGGUGCUCCGUCGCCUGCCGGACAGCUGGAACAUUGCCAUGAACCCAUCCCUUGCAAAACUUCUCCAGCUUCAGGCCGAUCUUCGAGUGGUCGUAGCACGCAUCAUUGGCGAGGUCGAACGCAAGAUGAAACCUCCUCAGCACACCACCAUCUUCCACUCCGUCCUCGAAUCCAACCUUCCAGACUCGCAGAAACAGCCCGUGAGACUUGGCGAAGAGGCACAAACCAUUCUCGCCGCAGGAACCGAAACCACCGCCUGGGCCCUCACCAACGUGACCUUCUACCUCCUCUCCGACGCCACCGCCCGCUCCAAACUCAAAGCCGAACUCCUCGCCGCCAUCCCCGACCUCAACGCCGAAGACGCCUUUGACUACCAAAAACUGGAGAGACUCCCCUAUCUCCGCGGCUGCAUUCGAGAAGGUAUCCGCCUCUCCGGCGUCGUCACCGCUCGCAACCCCCGUCAACUCCCCGAACCCCUCGAAUACCGCGGUUGGACCAUUCCCGCUCAAACUCCCAUCUCCAUGACCAUUUCCGACACACAUUUCAACGAAACCUAUUUCCCCGACCCGCUCACCUUUCGACCAGAGCGCUGGCUCGACAACGCACCAAGUCCACACAACCCCGAGAAGCCUUUGGAUAAGUAUUUUGUCGCAUUUGGACGCGGGCCGCGCAGUUGUUUGGGGAUUAAUUUGGCAUAUGUGGAAUUAUAUCUUACGCUCGCUGCGGUGUUUCGGAGGUUUGAAAUGGAAUUGUAUGAGACGGAUCGGUCGGAUGUGGCGAUUGUGCAUGAUUUUAUGUUGCCGUCGCCGAAGUUGGAUUCGAAGGGUAUACGGGUGAAUGUU
Messenger RNA from Sphaerulina musiva SO2202, 1464 nucleotides. Its product is annotated as cytochrome P450 family protein. The transcript has 6 exons. The record is from RefSeq and is a predicted model, not a curated record. Gene Ontology annotation, molecular function: iron ion binding; monooxygenase activity; oxidoreductase activity, acting on paired donors, with incorporation or reduction of molecular oxygen. NCBI's taxonomy places the organism in Eukaryota, Fungi, Ascomycota, Dothideomycetes, Mycosphaerellales, Mycosphaerellaceae. The annotation marks the transcript as partial.